This is a messenger RNA of Panicum virgatum (switchgrass), 1377 nucleotides long. RefSeq names its product putative cyclin-dependent kinase F-2. The transcript has 2 exons. Bases 1 to 1377 code for a protein of 458 amino acids. Lineage: Eukaryota; Viridiplantae; Streptophyta; Magnoliopsida; Poales; Poaceae. The record is from RefSeq and is a predicted model, not a curated record. Gene Ontology annotation, cellular component: nucleus. Gene Ontology annotation, molecular function: ATP binding; cyclin-dependent protein serine/threonine kinase activity. Gene Ontology annotation, biological process: protein phosphorylation; regulation of mitotic cell cycle.
AUGUACGCCGUUGUGCCCGCUAAGUCCACCGCCACCGCGGAAGAAGUCGGCGCCGCCGGCGCCGAGCGUGUCGCCGCAACAAGGGAGACGAGCACCGUCGGCGCCCGACUCGCGGCCGUCUGCGACAUGACCGAGGAGCAUCCCUACGCGGGGACACCCAUCAGCGCCAGGCACGCUGCCGCCAUCUCCGCAAUGAUCGACGACGUCGCAGCGACGGCUGCCGAGGGUGCCGACGGGAGGCCGACGAGGACAGGCCAGCGGAAACAGCGCAGCAUGGGCAGCGCCUGCCGGUACGAGGAGGUCUGCCGGCUCGGCGAGGGCGAGUUCAGCGUCGUCGCCAAGGCGCGCCACCACGCCACAGGCCAGGUCGUCGCAGCGAAGUCUCUAAUAAAGAGCAGCGACGGCGACGAUGACGACCAAGACGAAGGCGUCUGCGACCUCCUGCGGGAUGCCUGCUUCAUGGCGGCCUGCCGGGGCGAGCCCUCGCACGUCGGCCUCCACGGCAUCGCGCGCGCACCGGGCACGGGGGACUACUCCCUCGUCAUGGACUUCGUCGGGCCGACGACCCUCCUCGAUGUCAUCGGGCGGCGGCCGCGCCAGGACGGGCCGUUCCCGGAGGCCGACGUGCACCGCGUGAUGCGGCAGCUGCUCGCCGGAGCCGAGGCGAUGCACCGGCGCGGGAUCGUGCACCGGGACAUCAAGCCCGAGAACACCCUCGUCGGCGACGGCGGCGCCCUGAAGAUCUGCGAUUUCGGGGCGGCCAAGUACGUGGGCGAGCAGGACCCGCCGUACCUGGUGAUCGGGACGAUGACUUACAUGGCGCUGGAGGCGCUGCUGGAGAACCCGGACCACGACACGCUCGUGGACUCGUGGUCGCUUGGGUGCGUGAUGGCGGACCUCCUCGCCGACGACAAGCUGUUCCUAGAGGUAGGGGAGGACAUGGACAUGACGGGCCAGCUCUACCAGAUCUUCGACGUGCUCGGCGUGCCGGGCAAGAGGGCGUGGCAGUCGCUGAAGCCCAGCCCGGAGCUGGCCGACAAGGUGCAGCAGUGGAGGGCGCGGCAGCGGCGGGUGGGGCACCGCAACCGGCUCCGCGACCUUUUCCCGGAGGAGGUUCUUUCCAAGGACGGAUUCGAGGUGCUGAGAGGGCUCCUGACCUGUGAUCCCAAGAAGCGACUGACUGCGGCAGCCGCACUCCGGUGCCGGUGGUUCACCGACAACGUGGACGAUGGUCCUCUUAUCAUCCCUGGUGCUGCUCCUGGUGUUUGGAAGGCCGGCACCGCCAUGGCCACGACGGUGUGGUCGCAGGUCGUGGCAUGUGUUGGACGUGCGCUAGGAUUGCUUAGGCCGAAGGCUUUGUUGAACCUGACCAUGUAA